ACUUUGAGAUCUCCAAGAAAAAGUUGGGUGGAUGUAUUUCAUGGCAAAGGCCCUCUCUCCAGUCAUCUUUUAGCGCUGGAAGCUAUGCAAUAAUGGCUAACUAGGGUUUCUCAUUUUGGCCUUUUAACAUUUCUCCAAUUAAUAAAGAAAAAACAGAUCAAAUGCUCCCUCCCACCAUGAAUUCUUCUUCUUCUUCUGUUUAUCAUCACCACAACCAGUACCCUCCCCCAUCCUUCCUCAACCACGAAGGCCAGCUCUCCGAUCUUCUCCUCGUCCCGCCUCCUGUUUCCUCGGUCGUAAGCAGUCAACACCAGGCCCUUCUUGGCACGGUGCUUUCAAGAAACGGUGAGCCGAGCUCGCUGCGGAAUAAUGUUAGCCUGCCAGAAGCAAAGAAAGACAGGCACAGCAAGAUCUUGACGGCUCAAGGGCUCCGAGACCGGAGAGUGAGGCUCUCGAUUGGGAUCGCCAGGAGGUUCUUCGAUCUGCAGGACAUGCUGGGGUUUGACAGGGCGAGCAAGACCCUUGAGUGGCUCCUCAGUAAGUCGACGGAUUCCAUCAAGAAACUAGCAAGAACCAAGCACAUAAAUAACAGCAAUCAGCAGGACAAGACCAGCCCUACUAGCAGCAGCAGCAGCGGUAGCGGUGGUUCCUCAUGUUCCGGUUUUGAGUACGAAGUGAUGCCAAAAAAGGGUAAAGUAAAGAAGGCGGCUAAGUCCAUAUCUAGUAAGAAAAGGACCAAAACCUUAAAUGUAGAUCAGUCUAGGGCAGAGCCAAGAGCUAGGGCACGGGAGAGGACCCAAGAAAAAUUCAUCAGUAACUGCCAAUUUAGGGCUUCAAGUGCCCAAUCUGAUGGUAGUGCUCAAAAUCCAUUAGAUUCACAAAGUCCGAACACCAUCCCAGCAAGUAAGAAUCAAGCAUUACCGCUUGAACUGGAAGUGGCAAAGCAAUCCGUGGCCACGAUGAGGAAGCCUAGUACUUCGGUUUUGUUUAACCACCAUAAAAAUUCAUCAGUGAUCUCCUCAUCAAAGGAUUGGAAUAGCAAUUUCAGCGUCGUGCAGGGCUUUCUUCCUGAUUUAUCCCCACAGUGGGAAGUUAAUCAUGCCAUCAAUGUGAAUCUUACUACAGAAUUUAGGUCCUCCACUGAAGAAUUGAGGUCCAAGCCAGCUUGAACACAAGCUCAGCAGCAGCCAGUUUAAUUAAAACGGUGUGCAUGAACCCUAAUUAAUUAAUAGCUCUAUUUUCUUACUUUAUUUUUCUAUUUUCUGUAACGUAUCGAGGUCUGUAUUUUGUUAGUCGAUGCUUGAACAAAUUGUCGACAAGUUGAUGCGUACUAUUAAUUAAUUAAUGAGACUCUCUAAUAUCA
Messenger RNA from Punica granatum (pomegranate), 1363 nucleotides. NCBI's taxonomy places the organism in Eukaryota, Viridiplantae, Streptophyta, Magnoliopsida, Myrtales, Lythraceae. The record is from RefSeq and is a predicted model, not a curated record.